This is a messenger RNA of Brienomyrus brachyistius, 5915 nucleotides long. RefSeq names its product mitogen-activated protein kinase kinase kinase 15 (gene map3k15). The record is from RefSeq and is a predicted model, not a curated record. Gene Ontology annotation, biological process: cellular response to stress; protein phosphorylation; MAPK cascade. NCBI's taxonomy places the organism in Eukaryota, Metazoa, Chordata, Actinopteri, Osteoglossiformes, Mormyridae. Gene Ontology annotation, molecular function: ATP binding; MAP kinase kinase kinase activity; protein binding. Bases 732 to 4664 code for a protein of 1310 amino acids. The transcript is spliced from 30 exons.
GGAGAGGAAUUUCAUAACAUUCCCAACAUCUUAAGCAGGAACAGCAGGUGUGGGGAGCGCGCAGACAGUCGUCUCCAGCGCUUGGGAUCCGCGGGAGCGUCCGGCGUAGGCGUCCGUCAGCUCAGCGGCCAGGGGGGCAGCCUCCGCCACUGGCACAUCGGGUGUGCAUUUUUAUAUUUAGCGCGGCGUGCUGAUAGUGUUUCACCGCAACCUGUCGAAGCUCGGAGGGGAAAACAGUGAGUUCGAGCUCAACAGACACACUUUCAACACAGGCUUUUAACCCAGAAACUGCUGAGCAAGAUUUACAAAAACCAACAUUAAUAUGAGUAGCCUAAUGCAUAAAUCAGUGUUACCAUGAGCACAAUAUGAACAAUGCUUACUUACGCCGUAUGUCCCCCUCCAUGCGCAGGAGCGCCGGCAGCGCCCACAUGGCAGUGAGGCUCCGCCAAAGCGGCUACGCAUCUUCCGCUUUCGCCGCACAGGUCACCGUUGCCCAAGACGCGACACGGGGACCCUUUCCGCCGAUUAUCCGGGUCACAUAAACUGGCGAGCCGGACCGGCGUGGCUUUCCGCAGCAGUCUGUUAAACUUGGGAGUUUGCAUUUGGAAGAGUGAGUGGGGCGCAGUAAUUAAAGAACCUGGGACAAAGGAGCCCGGAAAAGCGACACUGCGCUGACAUUACCUCGCCAGCCAGCAGCAGACCCUGGGGGCGAUCAUGCACCCGGUAUACUGAUGGCUGCCAGCACGGAGAGGGCGGAUGUUACCAGCCCCAGCCAGCUGCCCAAGCAGCGCUCGCUACGGGCUGUCUAUGUUCUCAACGAUGGGCUGAAAGCCGUGGCCGCCAACAGCCCCGAGUCGGGCGCCCUGCAAUGCCUGCAACGCGCCUGCGACGCCGAGAGCGCCAUCCUCACCACGGUGACCUUCGGCCGGCUGGACUUCGGCGAGACCACGGUGCUGGACACUUUCUACGACGCGGACAUCGCUGUGGUGGAUAUGAGUGACGUAUUCCGACAGCCGUCUCUCUUCUACCACCUGGGUGUACGGGAGAGCUUCGACAUGGCCAACAACGUCAUCCUGUACCACGACACGGACCCCGACACCGCCCAGUCACUCAAGGACAUGGUGACUCAGAAGAACACAGCAUCCAGUGGGAACUACUACUUCAUCCCCUAUGUGAUGACGACCAACCACGAGUACAUGUGCUGUGAGAAUGAUGCCCAGCGCCGAGCCUCGGAGUACAUGCAGCCCAGCUGGGACAGCCUGCUGGGGCCCCUGUGCGUCCCACUGGUGGACCGCUUUACCAGCUUGCUUAAGGAUAUCCACGUCACCUCCUGUGCAUCAUUCAAGGACACACUACUGAAUGAUAUCCGGAAAGCGCGGGAUAAGUACCAGGGCGAGGAGCUGGCCAAGGAACUGGCCCGGAUCAAGCUCCGCAUUGACAACACGGAGGUGCUGACCCAGGACAUCGUCAUGAACCUGCUCUUCUCCUACAGAGAUAUCCAGGAUUAUGAUGCCAUGGUGAAGCUGGUGCAGACCCUGGAGAUGCUGCCCACAUGUGACCUUGCAAACCAGCCCAUGAUUCAGUUCCACUAUGCUUUUGCACUCAACCGGAGGAACAGCCCAGGGGAUCGGGAGCAGGCUUUGCGCGUGAUGCUGCAGGUAUUGCAGUCAUGUGAUCACCCCGCCCCUGACAUGUUUUGCCUGUGCGGUCGGAUCUACAAGGACAUCUUCCUGGACUCUGACUGUAAGGACACCAAGAACCGAGACAACGCCAUCCAGUGGUAUCGUAAGGGCUUCGAGCUGCAGCCCACGCUCUACUCUGGGAUCAACCUGGCCGUGCUGCUGAUCGUGGCCGGCCAGCAGUUUGAAAACUCCAUCGAGCUGCGGAAAAUCGGUGUGAGGCUGAACAGCCUGCUGGGUCGAAAGGGCAGCCUGGAGAAGAUGAACAACUACUGGGAUGUGGGCCAGUUCUUCACCGUCAGCAUGUUAGCCAACGACAUUUCUAAGGCAGUGCAGGCAGCUGAGAAGCUCUUCAAGCUCAAGCCCCCCAUCUGGUACCUUCGUUCUGUGGUGCAGAACCUGCAGCUGAUCCAGCGUUUUAAGAAACAGAACCUGGAGCACUCACCCCAGAGGGAGAGGCUUAACUUCUGGAUGGACAUCAUUGUGGAGGCAACCCAGGGAGCCACCAACGGGCUGCGAUUCCCGGUGCUGAUCCUGGAGCCGACCAAGGUGUACCAGCCUUCAUAUGUGUCCAUCAACAGCGAGGCAGAGGAGAAGAACGUAUCAAUCUGGCACGUGUCUCCGGCAGAGACGAAGGGCAUUCAUGAGUGGAACUUUACGGGCACGUCCAUCAAAGGCAUCAGUAUCUCCAAGUUUGAUGAGCGCUGCUGCUUUCUGUAUGUCCACGACAACUCAGACGAUUUCCAGAUCUACUUCUCCACUGAGGACCAGUGUGGCAGGUUCUGUUCCAUGGUGAAAGAGUUGAUUUCAGACGGGUCGGGCAAUGCUGUGGAGCUUGAAGGGGAGGGUGAAGGAGACACACUAGAGUACGAGUAUGACUACAACGAGAACGGGGACCGGGUGGUGCUUGGGCGGGGCACCUACGGAGUGGUGUAUGCUGGGAGAGAUCUGAGCAACCAGGUGCGCAUUGCCAUCAAAGAGAUCCCAGAGAGGGACAGCAGGUAUUCCCAGCCGCUCCAUGAAGAGAUUGCCCUGCACAAGUACCUGAAGCAUCGCAACAUUGUGCAGUACCUGGGCUCUGUGUCCGAAGACGGUUAUAUCAAGAUAUUCAUGGAGCAGGUUCCUGGAGGGAGCCUGUCAGCCCUUCUGCGCUCUAAGUGGGGCCCCCUAAAGGAGGCCACCAUCGUCUUUUACACACGGCAGAUUCUGGAGGGGUUGCGGUACCUGCAUGAGAACCAGAUUGUUCACCGUGACAUCAAGGGGGACAAUGUCCUGGUCAACACCUACAGUGGGGUCCUCAAAAUCUCUGACUUUGGUACAUCCAAGAGGUUAGCUGGAGUGAACCCCUGUACAGAGACCUUCACCGGCACCCUUCAGUACAUGGCCCCUGAGAUCAUCGACAAGGGGCCCCGGGGAUAUGGAGCCCCUGCCGACAUCUGGUCCCUGGGCUGCACCAUCAUUGAGAUGGCCACUGGGAAGCCCCCCUUCCACGAGCUGGGUGAGCCGCAAGCGGCCAUGUUCAAGGUGGGGAUGUUUAAGAUCCACCCUGAGAUCCCAGAGGCCCUGUCCACUGAGGCCAAGUCCUUCAUCCUACGAUGCUUUGAGCCAGACCCCAACAAACGGGCAACGGCGGGUGACCUCCUCAAGGACGUGUUUGUCCGGCAAAACGUCAAGGGCAAGAAGAGCAAGAUCGCCUUCAAGCCGUCAGAUUACCUGCGGAGCGUCUCAUUCCCGGCGCAGUUACAAACAGAGGCCACCGGGAGCAGCAGCAGUGAGCACGGCUCCAUCUCGCCUGAAUGCGACUCAAAACAGGACGUCUUUUUCGAGAAGAAGAAGCGCUCGGCCUCAGAAAACCUCAUCAAGCCGCCAAGCUCUAACUAUCUUAGUGUCCCCGACGAGGUCUCUGUCACUGAGGACCGCAGUGCACCGCCAUCCCCUGAGGACCGGGACUCUGGGCUCUUCCUGCUGAAAAAGGAUAGUGAGAGGCGGGCCAUCCUCUACAAGGUCCUCAAUGAGGACCAGGAGAAGGUCAUCUCCAACCUGAUGGAGAACCACAUACAAGGCAGCGAGGAGCUCAAGCUCUCUGUGGAUCACAUCAAGCAGAUCAUCUGCAUCCUGCGUGACUUCAUCCGCUCUCCCGAGCGACGUGUCAUGGCGACCACAAUCUCCAAGCUGAAGCUCGACUUGGACUUUGACAGCACCUCCAUUAACCAAAUCCAGCUGGUUCUUUUUGGGUUCCAGGACUCAGUAAACAAGGUCCUGAGGAACCAUCACAUCAAGCCCCAUUGGAUGUUCGCCAUGGACAACAUCAUCCGUCGCGCCGUGCAGGCGGCCGUCACCAUCCUCAUCCCAGAGCUGCAGACGCACUUCGGUCCGGCAUCAGAGAGUGAGGGAGCAGACAAGGAUGCAGACGAGGUGGACGUGGAGGAGGAUGCCGAUUUCGGGACGGCAGAGCCGGCGGCGCCGGAGGAUCCGGGUCUCACGUCGGGCGUUAGCACCCUGAGCUCUGUGCUGUCUCACGAGUCCCAGCGGCAGAACCAGCCACAUCCACUGGGGACGCAGCUCGGCCGGAUGAAGCAGGAGACCAACCGGCUGCUAGAGGACCUGGUACAGAAGGAGAAGGAGUACCAGCAGGUGCUGAGGCAGAGUCUCCAGCAGAGGGCGCACGACCUGGAGCUGAUGCGAGUCAAGAGCCGGCCUAUCGACAUCCACCCGCCCUCCAUAUUUCACAUCCCAGCUGAUGCGGAGCCUGACAAGGAGCUGACUGAUUGGCUAAAGGAACUGGGUGUGGAUGCAGACACCAUAGAGAAGUUUGUGAUGGAGGACUACACUCUGAAUGACAUCCUCAACGACAUCACCAAGGAGGACCUGCGGUUUCUACGGCUACGGGGCGGAGUCCUCUGCCGGAUCUGGAGGGCCAUCCAGAGGCACCGUGGGCGGGAACAGAGGAAGCAGCUGAGGGCCGGGGAAGUGACGGACGGCUGAGCUGAAUGUCCCAUGUGCACCAGCGCCCUGCGUAGGAUUGUGGACCGAAAAGCCGGACAUACAAGAGUGCAGAAGCUUUAUUUACGCACAUGGACACACACUGUCUGCAUUCAGUCUACAUGUUUUUGCUGUGACCUUCUUGGCGAAAAGGGCACAGGACUCUUCAAAAUGCAACCUCUGCUAAAAGAGAGAGGUCAGAGUUUGGCAGCUUUUACACUGUGCACAAUUUUUAAAACAUUCUUUGAUCGAACUCAACUCAUAAAGACGCUCCUGAUAGGAUGUGCCAGAAGGGGGAGCCAAAGCCCAGCAUGCUAUAUCCUCUAGUCCCUCUUCAAGCCACACCCACUGGCUGCUUCUCUGCAAACCAGAGGGGGCAGCUGACAUGAGAUCAGCGCAAACAGGAAGUUCACUGUGGAACCAUGUGACUUUAUAAGGAGGCUGUGUUUCUGUGAGAGGGGAGGGGCCUCCCUGAACAGCACCACCUAGUGGACAGACCAACCCAGGAUGACUCACAUGUGCCUUUCUUGUAUUAAUUGUCUGUUUUUGAAAAUGUUCUCAGAGUUUCUGUCACUGCAGUUUCCUGUCAGCUCCAUUUCAAGUUGCUAUUUUUGACUUUAUGCCCCCCACCCCCCAAAUGGCCCCGUCUGUGUUUUUACUGUCACCUAUCUGUGUUCGCUGUGACACAUCACCUCCCUCAUGCCCCCCUCUGUUUUAUCACAGCACCCUGGAUGUGUGUUACCCCUCCUGCUCUUCACGCUGGUUUCUGAUGUUUAUGUGUGAAACAGCUGCUGCUGCCGGUUCGGAAUAAUUUUAAAAAAUCCUUGGUACUGAGCUGUCUUCACCCGCCGGUCUUCCAAACCUGCUGGGUCACGAGGAGUCUGGAGCUGAUCCAUCAGUAAACGCUGCUGUAUCUAUGUGGGACUGUAUCUGCAGGCAGCAAACUGGACCAUGUGACCUGCGGCUUGGUGUGGGGGGGCUGAGCUCAGGCAGUGGGGUCCGGAGGUCAGAGACAGACUCCAUCCCUCCAGGGUGGCUCAACUCCUCCCUGUUUUGAUUGACGUUUUUUUUCAGGCUCAUUUCUAAGUGCUCUGCAGUGGCUCAGUGGGUUCGGACCCUGCGUCUGUCAUCGGAAAGUCCCUCAGCACAGUGAUGUCACCAUGGGGCCCUGAGCAAGGCCCUUAACACUAACUGCAAGGUCACUUUGCUUUGGAUUAAAAUGUCUGCUAAGUAAAUAAAGUAUUUUUUUCUCUA